GACCAGCCUCCCACUGGCCUUUCCCCUCGAUCCUUUGCCUGCCUGCCUCCUUCGGCAUUCGUGAACAUUCACGCGGCGGCGAUCGGCGAAGAUCCCGCCACGGCCUUGCCCUGCCUCCGCAAACCCCGCCCUCUAGCACAACCCCGUCCCACUCCAUGCCAAUGGCGUCGGCGGCGGCGCCGGCCUCUUUCUCCCUGGCUCGCCCGGCCGUCCGCCGGGCCCUGGCCUCGGCCGCCACCGCCACCGUGAAGUUCCGCCGAGCGGGCCUGGCUGCCGCGUGCCCGCCGGCGCGGUCGCUGGGCUCCUUUUCCCUCGGCGACGGCGCCGACCGGCGUCUGCCGAUCCACGUCCCGCCGCGCUGCCGCUCGGAGUCGUCGGCGGGGCGCGAGGCGCGCGCCGCGGCGACGAUGGCUAAGAAGAGCGUGGGCGACCUCGCCGCCGCGGACCUCGAGGGGAAGCGCGUGCUCGUGCGCGCCGACCUCAACGUGCCCCUCGACGACAGGCAGAACAUCACCGACGACACUCGCGUCCGCGCCGCCAUCCCCACAAUCAAGCACCUCGUUACCAAUGGCGCCAAGGUCAUCCUCUGCAGUCAUCUGGGUCGUCCUAAGGGUGUUACUGCCAAGUUUAGCUUAGCACCCCUUGUACCAAGGUUGUCUGAACUUCUAGGUAUACAGAAGGUGCAAAAGGCAGAUGAUGUUAUUGGUCCAGAAGUUGAGAAAUUGGUGUCUGAACUACCAAACGGUAGCAUUUUACUCCUUGAAAAUGUUAGAUUCUACAAGGAGGAAGAGAAGAACGACCCAGAGUUUGCGAAGAAGCUUGCCUCCCUAGCAGAUCUUUAUGUAAACGAUGCCUUUGGAACUGCUCACAGAGCACAUGCGUCAACUGAGGGAGUUACCAAGUUCUUGAAGCCCUCAGUUGCAGGGUUUCUUUUGCAGAAGGAGCUUGAUUACCUUGUAGGCGCUGUUUCAAAUCCUAAACCACCAUUUGCUGCCAUUGUUGGUGGCUCCAAAGUAUCGUCUAAGAUCGGAGUUAUAGAAUCACUAUUGGCGAAAUGUGACAUCCUUCUUCUGGGUGGUGGUAUGAUCUUCACGUUUUACAAGGCACAGGGAUUCUCAGUAGGCUCUUCCUUGGUUGAAGCUGACAAGCUCGAGCUUGCGACCUCUCUCCUUUCAAAAGCUAAGGAGAAGGGUGUCUCCCUUAUGUUGCCAACUGAUGUGGUCGUCGCCGAUAAGUUUGCUCCUGAUGCUAGAAGUCAGGUUGUUCCAGCAUCUGCAAUUCCUGAUGGAUGGAUGGGUCUAGAUAUAGGUCCAGAUUCGAUUUCGGCAUUCAGUUCUGCCCUGGAAACUACUCAGACAGUCAUUUGGAAUGGACCCAUGGGAGUUUUCGAAUUCAAGAAGUUUGCAGUUGGAACCGAGGCAAUUGCAAAGAAGUUAGCUGAGCUUAGUGGCAAGGGUGUCACAACAAUAAUUGGAGGUGGUGACUCCGUUGCAGCUGUAGAGAAAGUAGGAGUUGCUGAUGUUAUGAGCCACAUUUCAACUGGGGGUGGUGCGAGUUUGGAGUUGCUGGAAGGGAGGGAACUCCCAGGAGUAGUUGCGCUGGACGAAGCUUAGUUCCUGCGCUGCCACUCUACAAUGAAACGUUGAUAACAUUUUACGAUUUCUUUCAGUUUCUGUAGAUUGGUUUGAGAUCUAAAGAGUGUGAUGUUUGUCAGAGUUUCUCGAAUUGCUCGAACAAUCUGCUAAUACUGCGCUGCCACUCUACAAUGAAACGUUGAUAACAUUUUACGAUUUCUUUCAGUUUCUGUAGAUUGGUUUGAGAUCUAAAGAGUGUGAUGUUUGUCAGA
Messenger RNA from Setaria italica (foxtail millet), 1846 nucleotides. RefSeq names its product phosphoglycerate kinase, chloroplastic. The record is from RefSeq and is a predicted model, not a curated record. The transcript has 6 exons. The coding region runs from base 156 to 1613 and encodes 485 amino acids. Gene Ontology annotation, cellular component: cytosol. Gene Ontology annotation, biological process: glycolytic process; gluconeogenesis. Lineage: Eukaryota; Viridiplantae; Streptophyta; Magnoliopsida; Poales; Poaceae. Gene Ontology annotation, molecular function: phosphoglycerate kinase activity; ADP binding; ATP binding.